AUUGGCAUACCAUAGACAUACGGUAGUCCUACCUGUAGAUUCUCCACAGGCCAGAUGGUAGCAGUGAAUCUUUCACUAACGUUAAAAAGAAUCUUGAUCCUUUAAAGCAAAAUGCAGAGAUGGAGACCAUGAACCCACUGCAGUUGUCAGGUCCUGACCAAAUUGGAACCACCGGCCAACCACAAAUCAAGCAAGAAGUGGGAAUGAAUGAGUUACAUUCCCAAUCAGAUUCAAUAUUCUCAGGAAACAUAAGCCCAAUGCAAGAGACUUUAAUCUUGAUGCAGUCUUCGAAUUCUGGGGAAAUAGCAACUUUACAACUGCAAAUCAAACAAGAAGUGGAGAACAAUGAUUCACAAUCAGAUUCAAUGUUUUCAGGAAACAGCCCACAGGAAGAAAAAGAGACUCUAACCCCAAUGCAGACUUCAAUUCCUAGGGGUAUAGGAACUGUCCAACUACAAAUCAAACAAGAAUUGGAGAACAGUGACCUAAAUUCCCAAUCAGGUUCAUUAUAUUCAGGAAACACAAGCCCAGAACAAGAGAUAGAGACUCCAACCCUUACACAGUCCUCAAAUCCUGGGGAAAUAGGAACUUUACAACCACAAGUCAAACAAGAAUUGGAGAACAGUGACUCCCAACCAGAAGCCUUGUUUUCAUCAGUCACCGUUCAAUUCAUCCUCCAGGAAGAGGAGUCAGCCACGCCAUCGUCUGCUGGUGAGAAUAGUUUGGACAUCCCCCAUCCUCCGACGUUCACCAUCAAGACAGAACCGGAAGAUGAACAGAAUGAAGUUGAUAUUGAUCUACAAAAACAAGAAGGAGAUAUCUGUGACAAUGGACAUCAAUUGGAAGGACAAUCUACUUUGAUAAGUGGUGCAAGUGAAUCUCAAUAUGAAGUACAUCCUAGAGAAAGACUACAUCAAUCUCCAAGAUCCAAUGAAAGCACAUGUUCCCUUCCACAAACCAAUUUACACACAGGAGGAAAGCUGCAUGGAUGUACUUUCUGUGAGAAAGGAUUUUCACAGAAGACAGAUCUUGAAUGCCAUCUUUUGACUCAUAAAGGAGACAAACAAUUUGACUGUUCAUUUUGUAAAGAAAGAUUUUCAUUGAUAAGUUCUUUGAAAAUUCACCUCCGAACUCACAAAGGAGAAAAACGUUCUGAAUGUUCACGUUGUGAAAAAUUUUCACAAAAGAGUACUCUAAAAACUCCUAUGUUAACACGCACAGGAGAAGCUCCUCAUGAAUGUUCACAUUGUGGAAAGAAAUUUCCAUAUAGGAGUACCCUCAACAAUCAUCUGCUCACACAUAGAGGCGAAAAACCUUUUGAAUGUGAAAUCUGUGAAAAGAAAUUUGCACAAAGGAGUACUCUCAACAACCAUCUCCUUACACACACAGGAGAAAAACCUUAUGAAUGUUCAUAUUGUGAAAAGAAAUUUUCACGAAUGGGUACUCUCAAUAAUCAUCUGUUGACCCACACAGGCGAAAAACCUUUUGUAUGCGAAAACUGCAAAAAGAAAUUCACACUCAGGAGUACUCUCAAGAAGCAUCUCCUAACACACACAGGAGAAAAACCUUAUGAAUGUUCUCAUUGUGAAAAGAAAUUUCCACAUAAGAGCACCCUCAAUAAUCACAUGCUAACACAUACAGGCAAAAAACCUUUUGAAUGUGAAAACUGUGGAAAGAAAUUCACACUUAGGAGUACUCUCAACAACCAUCUCCUAACACACACAGGAGAAAAACCUUAUGAAUGUUCUCAUUGUGAAAAGAAAUUUUCACAAAUGAGUGCUCUCAAUGGUCAUCUACUAACACAUACAGGUGAAAAGCCUUUUGAAUGUGAAACUUGUGAAAAGAGAUUCACACAGAAGGGUAACUUACACAGACAUUUCCUAUCACAUACAGGUGAAAAACCUUAUGAAUGCUCAUAUUGUGAAAAGAACUUUCACGAAUGAGUAACUUAAAUAGACAUCUUCUGACACACGAGUAAAUUCUAAAUGAAUGUUCACUUGAAAAGAAAU
Lytechinus variegatus (green sea urchin) is the source of this 2009-nucleotide messenger RNA. RefSeq names its product zinc finger protein 436-like. The transcript has 3 exons. NCBI's taxonomy places the organism in Eukaryota, Metazoa, Echinodermata, Echinoidea, Temnopleuroida, Toxopneustidae. The record is from RefSeq and is a predicted model, not a curated record. Gene Ontology annotation, molecular function: RNA polymerase II cis-regulatory region sequence-specific DNA binding; DNA-binding transcription factor activity. Bases 120 to 1943 code for a protein of 607 amino acids. Gene Ontology annotation, biological process: regulation of transcription by RNA polymerase II.